Molecule: messenger RNA, 6050 nt
Organism: Phyllostomus hastatus (greater spear-nosed bat)
Lineage: Eukaryota; Metazoa; Chordata; Mammalia; Chiroptera; Phyllostomidae
Product: cytochrome P450 7B1
Exons: 6
Coding region: 241-1749 (502 amino acids)
Biological process (GO): bile acid biosynthetic process; cholesterol homeostasis
Molecular function (GO): oxidoreductase activity, acting on paired donors, with incorporation or reduction of molecular oxygen; heme binding; iron ion binding
Source: RefSeq, a predicted model, not a curated record
GUGGGUGGGAGUUGUGCCGGGGGAGGGGAGUCCGGGAACUUUGAGACCCAGCCUCCAGGGGUCCCACCGUGGCAUCCCGACAGUGCCCAGGACAGGCCAGCCUCUUCGGCCAGACCGCGCGCAGAGGAGAAACCGCGCCAGUCUGCAGAGUCGCAGCCCGCACCACGGGGAGAGACCUGAGCAGCUCACUGCGGUCGCGGGUCGCGCGCGAACCGGACUGCGGAAGAGGUGUCUGAGAGCAUGGGCCGCUUCCCGCUGGAGACGUUGCUGCAGAGGCUACUCAGCCCCUGGGGCCUGGCCCUGGCCGCGGCCCUGCUCCUCCUGGUCCUGUGCCUACGUGCCCGGCGCACCAGGAGACCUGGCGAGCCCCCAUUGAUACAAGGCUGGCUUCCUUACUUUGGAGUGGCCCUGGAAGUAGGAAAAGAUCCCAUAGGUGUCAUGAAAACUCUUCAAAAGCAACACGGUGACACUUUCACACUCCUCCUUGGGGGAAAGUACAUAACAUUUAUUCUGGACCCUUCCCAGUACCAGUUAGUGAUGAAAAAUCACAAAUUAAGCUUCGAACAGUUUUCUAAUGACAUAUUAAAGAAAGCAUUUUCCAUCCAAAAGUUUAUAACCAAUGAAGGCCUGAGCAAUGAACUGCACGACUGCUAUCAGUAUCUGCAAGGGAGAUCCUUGGAUGUACUCUUGGAAAACAUGAUGCAGAACCUGCAACAAGUUUUUGAAGCCCAGCUAUUUAAAACCACGAACUGGACCAUGACGCACCUGUUGACAUUCUGCAGCUCAGUAAUAUUCGAGACAACGUUUACUACCAUAUUUGGAAAAUUCGUUGCUGGCGAUAGGACAAAAUUUAUUACUGAACUCAGAGAUGAUUUUUUUAAAUUUGAUGCCAAAUUAAUACAUUUAUUAUCAGACAUACCUAUGGACCUUCUAGGAAAUGCCAAGUCUAUUCAAAAGAAACUUAUAAAACGUUUGACAUCAGAAAACUUGGCUAAGAUACAGGGAUGGUCAGAAGUUGUUCAACUGAGGCAAGAUAUUCUGGAGAAACACUAUACUUCCACGGACUUUGAAAUAGGAGCACAUCAUUUAGGCUUUCUCUGGGCCUCUGUGGCAAACACUAUUCCAAGCAUGGCCUGGACAAUCUAUUACAUUCUACGGCACCCAGAAGCUAUGGCAGUGCUGCGUGACGAAAUUGACCAUUUGCAGGAGUCAACAGGUCAAAAGCGAGGGUCUGGAUUUUCCAUCCACAUCACCAGAGAACAAUUGGACAGCCUGGUCUACCUAGAAAGCGCCAUUCUCGAGACUUUACGACUAUGUUCAUUUUCGUCCAUCAUGCGCUUCAUCCAAGAGGAUUUGACUCUACCGUCAGAGACCCGAGACUACCUUCUGCGAAAGGGAGACCUGCUAGCCAUCUUUCCUCCCAUCUUGCACUAUGACCCUGAAAUCUUUGAAGCUCCAGAGGAAUAUAGAUUUGACCGCUUUGUAGAAAAUGGUAAGAAGAAAACGACCUUUUUCAAAAGAGGUAAAAAGCUGAAGUAUUACCUCCUGCCAUUUGGAUUAGGAACCAGCAAAUGCCCAGGCCGAUUUCUUGCAGUUAAUGAGAUAAAGCAAUUGUUAGUUGUACUUUUAACUUAUUUUGAUUUAGAAAUAAUAGAUGAUAAACCUGUUCAACUAGACUAUGGUCACUUCUUGUUUGGUGUUCAGUACCCAGCUUCUGAUGUUUUAUUUAGGUACAAAGUCAAAUCUUAAAGAAGCUAAAAGGAAACAAAUGAGAUCUAUGGAAACUAACCUAAAUGUCCUUAGCUCCCUAUUCAUUUCUGAUUUCUGCAAAUGUAAUUGCUUUGUUGCUUUUGUUUAAAAAAGUGCCAAAUUUGAUUUGAUUUGAGAUCUGUUCGGUUUGUAUUUGGUCAUAAAAUAAAACAGGAUGGUGGCAUGAAAAUAAACAUUAGAAUCAACAUAAUGAACCUAACAGCAGUUUUCAGUUUCUACAUACUGUGAUUUCUCACCUGUGAUUGUAAAUAGGCAGCAAUAGAUUUGGUACUGUGGGAUUUUUAAAAGUCACUCAAAUUCGUUUCUAAUAUAUAAAUACACAUUUUACCUACUGCUGGAAAUUGACACAGUCUAACAACUUCCAAAUUGGCAGAGAACGGAAUUAAGUUUUCAUGAGAAAGACUGGAUGAAAGUAUUCCCUUCAAGUAUAAUAUUGAUAAUACCUAUAUCACCAUGGUAUAUUUGCAUUAAAUGAGUUUUGCAGUAGAUUAAAUACUUCAACUUCAAUAUUUAGUCUUCCAUAAGUGCUCUUUAUUACUUGUAUACUAUAGUUCAAUAAAACAAAAUUUCUUGUGGUAUAAGACCACUCAUGUUCAAGUUUGAUACUGAUAAGAUUUAAUGUAUAAGAACACACAAAACCUAUUAUAUAUUCAGCAAUUGCCCUAAACAUUAGUAUUAGGUUUAUUGUAGAAGCAAAUGUUGAAAUCAUUGCAGGACUGAUUGUAGCAUUUGGCUGGAGUGUAAACUAUAUCAUUAUGGCAGUGUUGCAAUUGAGACUUUCCUAAAUGCUUCUAUUCAUAUAAAUUGAGAAACUGGAUAGUAGCAUUUGUUCUUGACACCUGACCUUUUGGACUUAAAGUUUACUUAAUUUUGAAUUACAACAUUACAUAAUGGAGUAUAAUUUUAUAUACCACAAUGCAGCAUUGUGUCUAUGAUGCAAAGGUUUCUAGUACCAGAUUACCAAGUGAUUGUCUGGAAUUUGAUAUAAUGAUAAUGCUCUAUCUACAGAGGCAAAACAGGUGUUAAAACCCAGAUAAUUCAUGCUGCAUUAAUUGAGACUUCUAAUAUUUCAGAAAUGUGCUAUUGUUUUUAAAAAGAAAUUGAUUUUUAAUAACAUUAUAAAGUACUUACCAUAUAUAAGAAGAAAAUAGAUUUCCCAGCAUUUAUUUUCUCCUUCCUAAAAUACAUGCUUUAAAAGGUCCUUUGUGAAGGAUUUCUGGUCUAAACUCUACUUUUGUUUGACUGAAGAUGUUUUCAUUUUUGCCCUCAUUCUGGAAACAUGGUUUCACUAGUUGCCCAUGUCUAGGAUGAGAACUUUUUCCUCACAGCGCUUUGAAGAUAUUGCAUGUUCCUAAUAGGGCUUCCAUCAAUGUUUUCAAGAGGUUAGCCCUUUAUAAAUUUAAUUACUCAGUAGGUAGCCUGUGUCUUCUCUCUGACAGCUUUAACAUAUUGUCUUUGUCUUCAGUGUUCUUUGUUUUUAUUGUCAUGCUUGUGAUUCUUGAAUCUGAGAAUGUGUGUCUUUCAUUAAGUACGAAAUAUUGUUGGCCAUUAUUUCUUUAAAUAUUACUUCUCUCCACCUCUCUGUUAAAUCCUCUCACUCUAUACUCAAUGUUGUCUGAACUUUUCUCCUCAUAUUUUAUAUUUCUAAUUUAAAUUCUUGGUAAUUUCUUUAGAUCUCUCUUCUAGUUUUUUUUUUCUUACAGUAUAUCAAAUCUGCUUUUUAACACAUCCAUUUAAUUUAUUUCUUCCUUCUUUUUACUUUAACUCCAGGUUGAUAGGAUUGAGUAAUCAUACUCCUUAUACCUGUUAGUUCAUUGUACACAAUUAUAGUUGGUCCAGGCAAGGCCUCUCUGGCUUUAUUUACUCAUUCGAUUUUAUCCCUAACCCCCCACCCUAGAACCCUCCCCAUUGUAGGCAAACAUUCUAAAGUGUUUUAUGUUUAUCUUUUUAUAAAACAUAUAUUAUUAUCUUGGGUGCAUGUUUUGAUUUACAUAAAUGUAUUUUCUGUAAACUAGAUCCUUGUCAAUUCAAUAUUCCACAAUGUGCACCCACCAUGUUUUAAUAAUCUGUUUACCCAGGAAACUGUUGGUGGGACAGUUACUGUGAGGGAGAAGCCAAAGCCCAACCUACCCCCACUUAUCUUUCUGCUGCUGUGCUUAGCCACCCUCCACCAUGCGCUGCUGCAAACCUUGUCCUCAACGCCAGCACCACAAACAUACACGCAUGCCCCACUUGGGCCCUCAGCUUUAUCUCCUAAAGCAUAAGCAUAGCCCUAUAAGCAUAGCCCAUGCACUUCGUGCCAGGACAUCUAGUCCAUCAUAUUACCUUAAAUGGAAGCCUUCAGAUUCUUGAAUUCAUCUUUGUAGUACACUUCUGUGAUUUUACAGCAGAGAAAAUGCAAAAACUUAUUCCAUUCUAAUUUCUGCUUAAUUUAUAAUUGGAAGUGUAUAUGAGAAUUUAGAAAAAAAGUAAGAGUAAAUUAAAUGGUUGAGAAAAUAUUUUGCAAAAGCAAUGGACAGGAGAACCAAAACAAGAGAAUCCUGUGACCAGCUUAAACCUAGUAAUUAAAGAGUGUUCAUGAACAGAACAGAUGUCAUGGUGCAAUAAGUUAAAAGACAUGGUUUCUAGCUGUGACAUCACUGGUUUAUUAUUAUCAACAAGUCACCUUGCUUCUCAGUGCUUCAGUUUCUUUAUGUGCAAAAUAAAAAUAAGAAGGCCUUUUCUACACCAGGGUUCAUUAUGGGGAUUAAACAUAGUAAGAUGUGUAAACUUAUUUUGAAAAGUGUAAUGCAAUAUGCAAAUAUAAAGCUGUAAAACAGGUACUUUGACAAUGUUUGACUUUUAAAAACUUUUUUAUGUAUUUGUAAAAGUUAAUGCAUUAAUCAUUUAUUUGAUCAAACAUUUAUUGAACAUUUCUUCUGUUCUAAAUAUGUUGUUCAUUAGAUUACCUUUCCUUAAAAACAUACAGUUUAUUAAGGAAAACAACAUAUUCACAGUUAAUUGAUUAUAAAUGUAGUUGUAAGUAAUAAAUUUAUCCUUUUAAAACCAUUCUAAAAUUCUGAUUUAUCACUAGUUCUGACUAACCUUCCAUCAUUCUUUCCACAUUAAUGUUUUGUAAUGAGAAAUUACUAUGUGCAUAAUCAUACACAACAAAACAUAUACAGCAGGGAUUGUGAUUGUAUGGUAAAAAUAACCAAAACCAAAUACAGUCAUUGAGGCUCCAGAAUGUUUUUCAAACUGUAUUUUACAUAUUAUAAAGUCCAUCUUUUCAUUUGUAAGUCUCCCCUAAGUUUCAAAAUAAAGAAAAUGAAUCAUUAAUAAUGUUGCUUUAUGUCAAUGGCCAAUAGUAAUGAGGCAUUCAGUUAGCAAAAACUAAAUGUUCUGAAGGUAUUAAGAUAAAAGCUAUUUAUCACUAAACAAGGCAUGUGAUAAGCAACCCAUAGGAAAUUUUAUCUGCCUUGUCUUGGUUUUCCUGACAUAGUUCAUUGUAUCUUCUCCAUUUCAUCAUUAAGUUUUGGGUCACAAGUCUAAGGCAAAGGAGCUUCCCAACUUAAUAGGGGUAACUUUUCCUGUAAGCAUCUUCUAAUUUAACAGUGGAAUCUUAAAACCAAUUUCAAAGAUCAAAGCUAAAAAUUGUCUAGAUUUUGAUUGUAGUGUAAAAUAAUGUCAGUAAUUAUAAAACAAGAAUUAUAUGUCAGUAGAAUGUGCCCUGUUUUAACCUAUUAAGUUUGCAAAUGUUGCAAACUAUUAUUUACUUGAACUGCAUUAUUAGGUAUUCAUAUUCACAUACUCAAUUAAGAAAAAGUUAGCAAGCCAAGAUUACAUUCCCUGUAGCAUUAUUUUAAAUUAUAAUGAGCGAUCACAUAAAACUCUGGUAUUUCUCUAAAGCAAUUAUUGCUUAUUCUACUUCAGAGUGUUAAUCUAAAUCAGUGAUCAUUGAUGUUUGAAGAUUUUAGUUUUAAAUGUUUAUUCUGUUUAUAAUACCUUCUUGAGUAAGAUAAAUUUAACUCAUGAAAAGCCCUACUGCAUAAUUUUAAAUAGAAGAUAAUUUGGCAAUAUUUAUGUUUAAAAUUUUUUUAGGCAGAAGAAUGCUAUACAUCAUUUAAAAAACUAUUGCCCUGAAUCAUAUGUUUAAUAUUAUCUUUUUAUUUUAAAAUGGCAUAUAUGUGGGUUUAUGAGGAAGCACAUUAUCUUAACAUUCUAGGUAAGAAACAUGCUUUGUAAAUCUAUUUAAUUUUAUUUACAAAACAAAUUCAAUAAAUCAAUUUUUAAAGCACAUA